AUUUCAUUUGCUCAUAUCAACUAAUAAGCUGAGACCAAAAACCAAAGGGAAGUUGAGAAGUUUCUGGAGAAGGGAAAAAUGGGGAAGCAGCCGGUGAGGAUGAAGGCAGUGGUGUACGCGCUGUCACCGUUUCAGCAGAAGGUGAUGCCUGGUCUCUGGAAAGAUCUGCCGACGAAGAUCCAUCACAAGAUCUCCGAGAACUGGAUCAGCGCCACCCUCCUUCUCGGCCCACUCGUCGGCGUCUACUCGUAUGUUCAGAGCUACCAGGAAAAGGAGAAGUUGGAGCACAGGUACUGAAGCUAUGCAUUCAGUCAAUAGCUGUUGAAAUUGCCAGAAGACUCUAGUUUUUCUUGUUUCUCAUGCAAAUAAGUUUGAGUAUUUUAUUGGUUAUUGGUUAAACUUAUACUUCAAUGUUGAGCUUUGCUACUGGGAAUUCCAGUUCUUGUCUUGACUUGUACUUGUUAAAUUGACAAUUUUUUGGGGGUAUUUCUAGAUUGAUGUAUUGGUUUGGUGCCAAAUUAAUAGAAUAAUGCUUAUAUGGCUUAUGUGCCUACAACCCAAUACAUAUCUAAUGAGAAUUGAGAUGUUGACAUCA
This is a messenger RNA of Prunus dulcis (almond), 595 nucleotides long. Its product is annotated as cytochrome b-c1 complex subunit 8. The coding region runs from base 79 to 297 and encodes 72 amino acids. Gene Ontology annotation, biological process: mitochondrial electron transport, ubiquinol to cytochrome c. The transcript is spliced from 2 exons. Lineage: Eukaryota; Viridiplantae; Streptophyta; Magnoliopsida; Rosales; Rosaceae. The record is from RefSeq and is a predicted model, not a curated record.